Messenger RNA from Chelonoidis abingdonii (Abingdon island giant tortoise), 5265 nucleotides. It is a transcript of the gene MMRN2, whose product is annotated as multimerin 2. Lineage: Eukaryota; Metazoa; Chordata; Testudines; Testudinidae. The record is from RefSeq and is a predicted model, not a curated record. Gene Ontology annotation, molecular function: protein binding. Gene Ontology annotation, biological process: negative regulation of vascular endothelial growth factor receptor signaling pathway; negative regulation of cell migration involved in sprouting angiogenesis.
UUUCCAGUCACUGGGAGGGUUGAAAGCUUUUUCCGCUCUUUGUUACAAGACUUUUUUUUCCUCUUCCAAGUUUUAACUUAAAAAAUAUUAUGAGGGCAUUCCAGAAGUAAUUCAGUCUGAGCUUCAGGGAAGAGAAUGAGAGGCAGGUGUGGCUGGUUAGGAAAAGCCAUAAUGAUAGUGAAGUUUUUGCUCCUCUGUGUCUCAAUAGGACGGGUGGAGCUGGUCACACAUUCAAGAAAUCAUGGAUACGAAGAUGGCUCCUUCCACAACUCAAAGACAUCAAUUUAUGGGACAUCUACAUAUCCUCAAUUGUUCCCCAUGUCACAGGAGGAUUGGGAGAUGGAGAAGCUCAAGGAGGAGACCCCAGACCAUCUUUCAAGCACCAUAACUUCACAUCAAGGAGAAAGAGAGGAUUCAGACGCUGGAACCCCACAGUCCAGAAAUGGGAACUGGUGUUCCUUCGUGAAGUCCCAGCUGGUCACGUACACAGCUGCCUGCAAGAAAGAAAAAUAUGUGAUUAAAUCACAGCAGCCUUGUUCAAAUGGAGCCCCAGACUGCCAGAAAAUCAUGUAUAGGGCAACUUUGAAGCCAGUGUAUCGUGUGAGGCAGAAGGUUUUAAACUCCUUGCACUGGAAAUGCUGCCCUGGUUAUAUUGGCAAGAACUGUGAACAACGUGAUCCCAAUUUUGUUCCAGUGCCCGCUAACCAUACAGAAGGACUGGAAGAUGGAGAAGAGUUCUCAAGCAAAAUGUCGACAUCACUGCAGGCAGAAGAAAUUAUGAAAACCAUUCAGAAUCACAAGACACUUCUGGAAGAUCUUCAGAACGAUGUUCAUCAAUCAGCCGGAGAUUUACAGAAACUACUUGAAAACAACAUUACUACAAUGACGUCAAAACUGAACCAGAGUAAAUCUGAACUGCCUGAAAGGCUCCUUCAGCAAAUGCUGUUUCCUCAUGUGGAGAGUUUCCUGAAGGAACAUUUUAACCCAAUGUGGGCAAACUUCAAUAAAAGCUUACAGAGCCUCUCCAGCAUGGUAAGAAACUUGUCCAAGGAUGUGGAGGCCAACAAAAAAAACAUAGAGAAAUUCCAAGAAAGCACCGUGCCCAAGAAGGAAUUCCAGGAGCUAGGAACUAAGUUUGAAUCGAAAGUUCAAGAAAAUGCAGUGAGAGUGGAGCAGCUGAAAAGGGAAAUGGACAAUCAUCUACACAUGCAGCAGACUACCAUUCACUACAAUCUCACCAUGAUCAAGGCAGAUACUGAUAUGAAGCUCAAGAAGUAUCAUAAGAUACAGCAGUCCCAUUUAUUAGCUUUGAACAGUAGCAUGACAGACAUAAAACAAGAGCAAGAAAACCUUGAAGAUGGACUUGAGACUUUGAACAGAAACUUAACAGAACUCUCUUUAUACUGUGGCAACAAAGAUGAAGCUACCUGGCUAUCCAUCAGGCAACUCAAUGAGACCAUGAUAGGGCAUGCAAAGCAGCUCAAAAAACUGUACAUGGAGUCAGAUGCAACCUUUGAGGAUAUUACUGUUUUAGACAAAUGGGUUAAGGACUUAAAAGCCAAGUCAAAGCACGAAUCAGAGGAGUUUAGAGUAGCCUUAAUGGAGAAAUCACUUAUUAUAGAAGAGAACAACGAAGCUCUGGAAAGGCAGAUAUUAGAGCUCAACUAUACACUCUCAAAUCUUCAAGAAAGCCACUGGGAUCUAUUGAAGUACAUGAGAGAGUGCAAUUGUGAGAAAAUAUCUUCUGACAUUGACAUACUAGAAGAUCAUCAAAAGAAUAUCACCCGUUCCCUAGAGAAUACCCAGCUAAACUUAAAGGAAGUGCAACACCUAGAGACGUCUUCCAAGGAUCUCUGGAGGAGUGAAAUUGAAGAGCUGUCCACGGCUUUUAAUUCCAUCCACCAGUCUCUUGGUUAUCAACAAGAGCAAAGCAGACAACUGAUGGACAGCAUGUCUCAUCUUAAGUCACAGAUUAAGAUUUUGUCAGAAGAUAUUGGGUUCCUGAAGAAGAAAGAGGAGGAAAUUCAUGGCCACAUCAAGUAUCUCAAUAGCUCUUUCAAUUCUCUUUUGGAAGAUGCAAUGCGGCAUGAAACAGCACUAGAGGCCUUGUUGGGAGCAGAAAUUAUGGAGGUCUUGUCUGAAGAAAACCCUAACGCCUUAAUAUCAUCAGUAGCUCAAGUGCAAGAAGCUCUCAGACACACCUCAGAUAAACUCAAAGAGCAAAAUGUGACUUUAGAAUCCCUUACAAAGAGAUUUAAUUUCCUGGAGAUGGGUCGUGAGAGUAACCAUGAUGCUCAGAAUAUCCCUAAACAUCCCGAACAUAAAAAGCAAACAAAAAACACUCAGGAGGAAGUCAGGAGCCCACACAGCAAUGUAGAACAUAUGGAGCCUAACCAUGAGGCUUCCAGGGAUGACAUCGUGGAUAAUCCAGCAUAUAAUGAUAUCAUGACUUUAAAAAAAGAGAUCAAACAUCUAAGUAUGGACAUCAAGAGGCAUCAGUCAUGGAGGGACGAUAACAAUAACUGCUGUAAUCAUACUGUUAUAAAUCUAGUGGAACCACUCAGCAUUUCAGUGGAGAUUCUGAGGACAGAUUUAGUAACCAUUAAACAGAGUUUUGAGGACCAUCUACAGAUUUUUCAAAAAUUGUUUGGAAGUAGUGAAGAAUUAGUUGCCUCAAACAUAAGUCUGGACAUUACAAAGAUUCAGUCAAUGAUGACCAAAAAGAUGAGAAGGCAGCAAAAAGGUCAUGAGAAGCAGAAAAGGAGAGACAAAAAACAGACUGAUGAGAACAGAGAACACAUGCAAACUAUAAAUGGAAGAAAUAAAAUAGAGGCUGAGCUUUUGGAAAAAGAUUCAUCAGUGGCAUUCUACGUUGGAUUCUGCGAAGAAUGGGAUGAAGUAAAAGCACUGAAGUUUAAUGAAACAUACCUUAAUCAUGGUAACAGCUAUUUCCCUGAACAGGGCUACUUCAAAGCACCUCAAAAUGGUGUCUACAUGUUUGUUAUCAAUGUGAAGUUUAGUGCAGGACCUGCACUGGGGCAGCUGGUUAUUGGCCGUGGACACAGAAUGACUCUGUCAAGUAGUCAGAAGGAGACAAUUGGAAGCUCUGAGACCACUUUUGCUAUGGCAGAGCUGAAGAAGGGGGAGAGAGUGUGGUUUGAACUGCUGCAGGGCUCUAUAGUGAAACGUAGCCCACCUGGAACAACCAUGGGUGGAUUUCUAAUAUUUAAAACUUGAAGUGUGCCAUUUCUCAUUAGUCAACAUUUUCCCACAGAUACAGUGGAUCAUCAAUUACUACCUGAUUUGUGAUUUGUUUGCAUGUAAAUUCUGUUGUGUGUUUUUAACAUAGCACUCUUAGAUUUACCUCCAUCUUCCUUUCUAGACAUAUUUGGUUUUUGAUUACUUAACGCAUCAUAUAGAAUUCAGAGAAAUGAGAUUUUAUUAAGUUUCUUCUGUGUGAUGAGUUAAUGCAUUGAAUGCAGUAUCUCAGCCCAAAGUUAAGUUAGAGUUAAAGGAAAUUCCAAGAUUUCAAAAUUUAGUUUCACCCUGAAUUGGGAUGAAAAGUCAAAUCUCUGAUUUUUACAUAUAAUACUUCAGUCUGAUAAGGUCAAAAUGUUUUGGCUUUUACAUGAUAAAUUAUAAAUAUAAUAUACAAAUCAAAAUGAUGAAAUCAAAGUGCAACAUUUCAAAUUUAUAAAAACAAAAUGUUUCAAAAAUUCUGACAAAACACAGAUUUAGUCAAAUCAGCAUUUUCUGAUGGUAAACUGUUCCAUUGAAAAAAUUUUGACCAGCUCUGGUUGUAAGCAUUAGACUACAGAAUUAUUAAAAACGGGUCCAUAUAUUGCUCUUCAAACCUUAAUUUUAUAGCUGACUGUGCCCCUUUGCAGUGAAGAUAGGUUGUACCAGUUUGCAACAUGUAUAAUAACCACAUGAAAGCCCUCCUUUGCACCAUUGCCUCUGCAUGUCUCUUGGCAUAAGGCAAGCCAGAAGGUUAGCAGUUUUAACUGUUUAUAAAUUAACUCACUGGUGGGAUUGUGAGCAUCUCUCUGUACUGCUGUCUCCAAUACACUGAAGACUGAAAAUACACCAUUUAUUCUGUGCCUCUGACAAGUAAAGUAGUUUCAUUUUUGUGCAAAAUACUGCUUGAAUAUUUUGAACUGGGGUGGGGGGGAAGAAAGAGUACAAGAAAACCAAGAGGGGGUGAGAAAGUACAAAGGGAGACAAAAGCAUCAAUGACAGGGCUGGUACCUUUCAGUUAGGCCAAUCAGGUGACCCAGACACUUUUAAGGAAGUAGAUUCAAGUAUCCUUUCUAUCCCACUCAUCAUCUCCAGCAGUGAUAUGGCUUAGAGAAUCCAGGUAAAAUCUUGGCCUCACUGAAGUCAAUGGGAGUUUUGCCAAUGACUUCAGUUGACUCACAAUUUCACACGAGUUAUUCAAAGUGUAUUUCUCCACAUGUACAAUAAAUUUUUCAGAGACAUUAUUGUCCAUGGUUGCCAAGCUUCACAGUGCCUCACAUGCUUUUUCAAAAUUCUUAAGUAUUAAAGCAAAUUUUUGCUGACAGUAACAAGUUUAAUUAUAUUAAAAUUCUAAGGGUGGCCAAAAAAUGUAUACCAAAAAUGUAAGAGUUCUGUAUCUAUUAUUGGCAAGGGAUAAAAUUAGUAAGGGGAGAAAUUAACAUUCAUUAGGUUAUAUCAGUUACGGAGAAAACAAACAAACAUUUUUCCAAAAGGAGUCUCAAAACUUUAAAAUAUAAUACCACAAUGUGGCCAAAAGGCCAAAUACCAUGGGGGAAAAAAUGUUAUAAUUGAUUAAUCAAAACAAAAUUAAAAUCAUUAAUCAAAAAUUUCACUAAAACCCAGCCUCUUCAUCAUGCAUUUCAAUACAAUUCACAAACAAAACACAAUCUCACCCUAGCCAACAUUAAUGCCAUGUGGUAAAACAGAACAGCUUAGGUAUCAACCACACUACAGUAGCUGCAGCUCAUUAAAAAUCACAGAUAUUGGCAACAUAUCUAGGCCUUUUCGAGCCCUACAUGUCUUUGACUCUAUAUUUCAAGGUACUGUAAAUAUUAGCUGUUAAAAAGGACAAUUCUAUUUGAGAUAUAAACUGUUGCUCCUUGGAUUGAUGAAAAUGUCCAGAAGGACUCAGCUUUAAGUAUUAUAUACCACUGGCCACUUUUGGAACCCAUAGGACAAGAGUUUACUAUGAUAACAUCACUCAAGUAAAACUAGAAAAUUUUAAUUGGUUUUUUAAUUAAUAUUAUU